UAUUCACAGAGAUGCCAUGUGAGCAUUACCUUGUUGUGGCUCAGCUUGUCCUGGCCUCUGCUCCAGAAGAUAUACCAAACUCACAACAGGUCAAAACACUUGUAAAGGAUAUAUGGGAUCUGAGAAUCUCCAAGUUACGGUCAUCUGUAGCUGAAUUCAUCCAGAGUGAAGGAACUCAUGCUAAGCUAGAUCACUUAACUCUUUUGGAAAUCAAUAGCAUCCGACCCUUCCUGCCGCACGCCCUCGAUCAGCUGCACCGUCUGUCCAAAGCAACUAACAACAGUGCUCUUAGCCAGACUCAAGAUUUCUGAUUUAGUGUAGUUGUUUUCAUUCGUUUUCUCUCAAAGUCUAUUUUGGUUUCUCUGUGUUUCAAGGGUUGGGAUUUAUUUAUUUAUUUAUUUUUAUUUUUUUUUUUUUUUUUUUUUUACUGGGAUUAGUUUUUUAACUGGAAUGAAUUUUGUUCAGCUAGAAAAAGUUUGUUAUAGAUCAUUAUUAUCAAGUUAUUUUUAUAAUAUUUUUGAUACCCUUCUAAGAAUGCAUUGAGUGUUUUUUUUUUUGUAAAUGCUUAAGCUGGUAAUGACAUAAUAUAUUUUUAUAAUAUUUGUAUCGAGUAUUUCUAAAGGGUUUAUGAUAUAUUUGAAAUGUGGAUUCUUGGUAACCUGUACUGAUGUCCAAAUAUAGAUUUCUAUGUCUUGUA
This is a messenger RNA of Penaeus vannamei (Pacific white shrimp), 697 nucleotides long. Lineage: Eukaryota; Metazoa; Arthropoda; Malacostraca; Decapoda; Penaeidae. The record is from RefSeq and is a predicted model, not a curated record.